ACUUGACAUUAUUUUAAUGUACCUAACCUAACUUAAAAUUUACUUUUAUUAUUAUUUUUUGAGAAAAAUAAAGUUUUUACUUUGUAUUGUAACACAAAAUGCCUGACAAAGAUAGUUUAUUGGAUGUGAAUAAUUUAGUUAGUGAUAUAAAGCACAAAAAAAAGGAGAAGGACAGUCCCCUGCAUCAGCUUGUGACAUCUCAUCCUAGUGAUAUAUUGGACUAUUCUGAAGCUCACAGUAGUUUGAGAUCAAAUUUAUUGGAUCAUUUAGGAGAGUAUAAAGUUGAAAUAGAUUCAAGUUCUGAAAAUAUAGCAGCACAAGCAUCAGAGCAUAUUCACAUGGAUGAGAUGAUUAUGACAGUGGGAAAGUCUAAUACAGUAGAAAAGUUUUUAAAAUCUGCCGCAAAAGAACGACAUUUCAAAGUGGUAGUUGUUGAAGCAGCGCCAUUUUAUGACGGCCAUAUAAUGGCAACUAGGUUGGCAAAAAGCAAUAUCCAAACAACUGUCAUACCAGAUUCUGCAGUUUUUGCCAUGAUGUCCAGAGUUAACAAAGUAAUUAUAGGAACGCACACAGUCUUAGCAAACGGAGGACUACGGGCAGCUAGUGGAAUACAUGCAGUAGCCUUGGCAGCCAAACAAUUUUCUGUGCCUGUUAUGGUGCUCUCCCAUAUGUACAAAUUUACUCCGAUGUACGUUGUAUCACACAAUAAUGAAGCUUUUAACAUAUGUGCCUCACCGGCCGAUGUAAUUCCGCAUUCUGCAGGAAAAAUUCUUAACAGUGUAGAAAUUUACAAUCCAGUUUUUGACUAUGUACCACCAGAAUUGGUCACAUUGUUCAUUUCACACCAGGGUGGUAAUGCGCCUUCCUAUGUUUAUAGAUUACUAUCCGAAUUGUACCACCAAGAUGAUUAUGAUAUAUAAAAAUAAAUAUUUUGUUGUAA
This is a messenger RNA of Diabrotica balteata, 940 nucleotides long. The record is from the annotation of a GenBank genome assembly. NCBI's taxonomy places the organism in Eukaryota, Metazoa, Arthropoda, Insecta, Coleoptera, Chrysomelidae.